Messenger RNA from Aplysia californica (California sea hare), 1833 nucleotides. RefSeq lists its product as uncharacterized. NCBI's taxonomy places the organism in Eukaryota, Metazoa, Mollusca, Gastropoda, Aplysiida, Aplysiidae. The record is from RefSeq and is a predicted model, not a curated record.
AACGAACGCACGAAACAAGCAAACGAAGCAGAAAACUCCACAACAAUGCGGCAAACUGUUGACGCUUGUAGUCACAAAGAAUAAAUGACCGCGCAAAAAGAAAUGUUUAACGCGCGGAAGAGAAUUUCGCAACAAACAGGAUGCAGUGUUGGGCCUUGACUGCGCUUACAGAACUCAACACAACGUGUCCAUGCCAACAAAGUGUAUUUCAAAAUGGCGGCGUACACGAUUGUUUGCUAGUCGAAAAAGAACUUGUUGUUCUGUGUUGGAUAACGGUUGUUCUGCUCGACCAGAAUCGUUUUUCAUCCCAAAUCGAAUAGGACGCUAGUAAAGCUGCCUUUUCUACCAAAGAUUUCUACUGGGGGCCGUCGUUCUAACCCCUCAUCAAGGACAAUGGCCUGCCCUGAAACCACCUCCAUUUACACCAGACCGUCUCUGCCGUCUCUUUUGACUGAGUAUGGCUUUGAAGAUAAAUCAUCAGAAGAUGUGAGAGAGAAUAAAGUCAAAGAAAAAGAGAAGAAGCGUGUGCCGACAGUGAAGAAAUAUCCUCGAAAAACAGAAUCAUUUGACAACUCAGAGGUGGAUGCUGAAGCCGAGAAGCAGAAAGAGCGAGAUGAGUACUACGUUCAGAUGGUGCGGGACCUGUACAAGCUGCGAGACUACUACUACAACGAGUACUCGGGCAUGCUGUCGGAGAAGGUGGCGGCUCAGCGAAGGCAAAUCCGAGAGAGAGAUCUGAUCAGACAGAAACUGACAGAGAAGAAAGAGGAAGAAGAGAGAAGAGCCAGCCACCAUGUGAAGAAACGACUGGAGCGACACACGCUUGACACAACGCCCGCCACUGUCAGUGUGCCAAAGACAGAUCUGUAUCAUAUCGUGGGCCUGGAGCAGAAGCUGAGACAGCAGGGCAAGCUGAAGACGGUCAGCGACUACAACAAGUUCCGAGAGGAGAUGCAAGACCCUCGCACGUUCAACGCCCAGUUCCACGGUGGGAAAUUUUCAGAAUCCCACAAGUCUCCGGGCUCCAGCGUCUACACCUCCACCAGCCAGCGAGACCCCGGCGAGAUCUUCUCCCUGGCCCCCGACCCAGGGCUGGCCGCCCGUCUGGAGGCGAACCAUGCUCGCUCGCUCAGCCGCAUCUCGGAGAACCAGGAGGCUUCCCGCCCCGGCACACGCACAGAGACCUGGGCGAUCACUCAGCAGUACCCGUCCAUGUUUAAGAGUCGUCGAAGCAUCGGGGCAGGCCACGGGGCUCGAGUCAAGCCAGACCCACAGGCAGAUCUGGACAAAAGGUUCCCCAAGCUGGAGAUGCCCAAGCUGCACUGCUUCACCAUGAACCUGGCCCCCAAACCCCCAGACCCCGAGGAGGUUCGCCAGCAAACAGAGUUGAGGGCACGAGAGAAGCAGCGUAAGCGAAUGCUGCGCACAGUCACCAAGAUGUACCAACUGGCAAUGUCCAAUGCGGCCACUUCGAACAGGAUUAUGGAUGAACACGAAAAUGUUGACCUGAUGUUGAACGGACCCGACCUAUGUGAUGUGAUCGCCGACCACCACUGGAUGGAGGCGUACGGCCUGCGGGAAAUACCCCAAGAGUACAGCGGAGAGUUUGUCGAGGAACAGGAAGUGGAGGAGAGCCCAUGGCAGCAGCCGGCACUUCCUGAAGGUCAAACAGAACCAGACAUCGCGGCUCUGGAGGAGUCCAAGGGUUCGAGGCGAUCGUCAAAGAGAGGCUCCGCUCACUCUCAGAGAAGUCUUCCUCCGGUUGAAGAGGCAACCAAGUCUCAACCGUUGGCUCUGACAAUGACGGAGAUUGAGGACACCUGCAACAUCAAG